CAACCGCCCCGCGCUACCAUCAUUUGGGGAGCGCAGGUGAUCUCUCUUGUUUUCUCUCGUGUGUUUACUCUCUUGGGUUCUAGGGAAUUUUGGUGGCUUCUUGCUGUGUCUUUUGUUCCAUAACACUUUUCUCUCCGUCUCUCCGUCUCUCUUGUCUCUCUUCUCUUAAACUCGUCGAAUUGGGAAAACAAAGUCAAGAUGAGCACAACGGCAACAGAAGUCAAGCCGACCAAGGCCAACAUCGGCGUCUACACCAACCCAGCGCACGAGCUAUGGGUCGCAGAAGCAGAGCCGAGUCUGGAGACGGUGCAGAAGGGCGGUGAUUUGCAGCCGGGCGAGGUAUUGCUGAAUGUGAAGAGCACGGGCAUCUGCGGGAGUGAUAUUCAUUUCUGGCAUGCGGGCUGCAUAGGCCCCAUGAUCGUAGAAGACACGCAUAUCCUCGGCCAUGAGUCGUCCGGCGUCGUAAUGGCUGUCCACUCCAGUGUCUCGUCACUGAAACCAGGCGACCGCGUAGCCAUCGAACCGAACAUCAUCUGCCACGAGUGCGAGCCUUGCUUGACAGGCCGCUACAAUGGCUGUGAACGCGUCCAGUUCCUGUCCACGCCGCCGGUCACAGGUCUCCUGCGCAGAUACUUGAAGCACCCCGCCAUGUGGUGCCACAAGAUCCCAGAUAGCAUGACAUACGAAGACGGCUCCAUGCUCGAGCCGCUCAGCGUUGCGCUCGCGGGUAUGGAUCGCGCAAAUGUGCGAUUGGGUGAUCCGGUCCUAGUCUGUGGUGCCGGGCCCAUUGGUCUCGUCACAUUACUGUGCAGUCAAGCUGCAGGCGCGACACCCAUUGUGAUAACCGAUAUUGACCAAGGGCGUCUUGACUUUGCCAAGUCCCUCGUCCCCUCCGUCUUGACCCACAAAGUCAACUUCAGCCACACACCCGAAGAUUUCCGCAACGCCAUUAUCGAAAAGAUGGGAGGCGUGGAGCCUGCCAUUGCAAUGGAGUGCACAGGUGUAGAGUCCAGCAUCUCGGGCGCGAUCCAGGCCGUCAAGUUCGGCGGCAAGGUCUUCGUCAUCGGCGUGGGCAAGAACGAGAUGAAGAUCCCCUUCAUGCGCCUUAGCACACGCGAAGUCGACCUCCAGUUCCAGUACCGGUACUGCAAUACCUGGCCCAAGGCCAUCCGGUUAGUCAAGAGCGGUGUCAUCGACCUCAGCAAGCUGGUUACGCAUAGGUUCAAACUCGAGGAUGCUGUGGAGGCGUUCAAGACGGCUGCGGAUCCCAAGACCGGAGCCAUCAAGGUGCAGAUCCAGAGUCUAGAUUAG
This is a messenger RNA of Cucurbitaria berberidis CBS 394.84, 1311 nucleotides long. Its product is annotated as sorbitol dehydrogenase-like protein. NCBI's taxonomy places the organism in Eukaryota, Fungi, Ascomycota, Dothideomycetes, Pleosporales, Cucurbitariaceae. Gene Ontology annotation, biological process: D-sorbitol catabolic process. Bases 199 to 1311 code for a protein of 370 amino acids. The record is from RefSeq and is a predicted model, not a curated record. Gene Ontology annotation, molecular function: L-iditol 2-dehydrogenase (NAD+) activity. The transcript is spliced from 2 exons.